AUGGCAUCAAAUAAUCAAUCAAGGUCAACAUACUUAUCAAAGAGGCGGCGUAUAUCUAAAACAGUAUCUUCUAUAAUGAAAUAUAUAUCUGAAAGUGACGAAGAAGCUUCUAUUAUUAAUGAUGAAUUAAAUAAUUCGUUAUCAAAUGGUGACAGCAGUUCAGAUAAUAUUAGCAUUUUUAACAAUAUUAACCCAAUUUUUUCAUCUAUUUAUAUGCAAGCAAGUGAUUUAGAUAGUAGGUUUUGUAAUGAUUAUACAUAUGAUGACCAUCUUCAACAUUUUAAUUACAGCAGCGAUAAUGAAACAGUUGAUAGUGAGCUGAUUCAGUUAAAACUUGUAGAGCAGUUACGUGAGUGGGCUAUUAAGUUUAACAUAACACAUGUAUCAUUAACAUCACUAUUGAAACUAUUGAAUCCAUAUCACCCCUUAUUGCCUCAAGAUUCCAGAACACUGCUUAAGACUCCACGCAGUAUUGUAAUUAGAGAACUAGGAAAUGGGACUUACUAUCAUUUAGGACUGAGUAGUGGUAUUGAAAGCUUUCUCUCUGAUCAAAGACUAACUAAUAAAAAAAAUGUGUUAACAUUAUGUUUAAAUGUUGAUGGUAUUCCCUCAUCUAAAAGUACAUUAGAUCAAUUUUGGCCAAUAUUGUGUUAUGUUAUGCAGUCUCAAAAGCAAAAACCAUUUGUUGUUGGUAUAUAUAUGGGUAAAACAAAGCCAGAUUCACUUAAUAAAUAUUUAGACCAAUUUGUUACAGAGACUAAAGAAUUGUUGUUACAAGGUAUUUUGUUUAACGGAGCUCAUUACACUAUACAAAUAGGUGCUUUUGUUUGUGACGCACCUGCAAGAGCUCUCUUAAAAGAUAUCAAGCUUCACAGUGGAUACUCAGCCUGUGAAAAAUGUGUGGUUGAAGGUGAAUGGAGUGGAAGAGUAAUAUACACAGAUGUGAAUUGCCAACUGCGUACCAAUGAAGGUUUUGCUGCAAUGGAUGACCAAGAGCACCAUAAGGGUUCAACUCCAUUACUUGAGCUUGGAAUAGGCAUGUUUAAAGUUUAUGAAUUUAUACAAAUUAUGUCUGGUGGUAAAUAUAUAAUUGUAAAGUUUAUUGGGGAUGAAGUGGAGCCUGUUCCUUUAACAUGGUUGUCUGGAGAUAAAAAGUAUUGCUAUUGGCCGCCUUAUCAUAGUACUUCAAAGAUAAAAAAAAGCUAUUAUCACUUCUCAAAUACCUAAUACAGACAAUUGGUCUAUGCAUGAAGUGAUUCGUUUAUUUGGAACUGCAGGUAAAGCUUUUCUUAAAUUUCUGCUUAUAUUGU
Hydra vulgaris (swiftwater hydra) is the source of this 1310-nucleotide messenger RNA. The record is from RefSeq and is a predicted model, not a curated record. Lineage: Eukaryota; Metazoa; Cnidaria; Hydrozoa; Anthoathecata; Hydridae.